Arabidopsis thaliana (thale cress) is the source of this 1324-nucleotide messenger RNA. RefSeq names its product LOW PSII ACCUMULATION protein (DUF1995). The coding region runs from base 90 to 836 and encodes 248 amino acids. The transcript is spliced from 8 exons. NCBI's taxonomy places the organism in Eukaryota, Viridiplantae, Streptophyta, Magnoliopsida, Brassicales, Brassicaceae. The record is from RefSeq and is marked reviewed.
AGGAUUUUCCCACUCCACAAAAUUCUGAACCAGAAUUAUUAAAAAAAAAAAAAAAAACACAUUGUCAUAUCUCUGGUCCCAUAUGUGAUAUGUCACCGUCCUUCUCCAUCGCCACCACCGUCUCACCGGCUUCUCUAGCCGGGACUCUGGCCUCGAACUCAAAGAAUGUUUUGUGUAGUUUACAUUCAAAGAACAAUGAUAUUACCAAGACAAAUAGGAAUCUGAAGUUUAGAGCUUGUUCUGUUUCUGGAGGGUAUAACAACAAUACAUCUGUGGACAAUGUACCUUUUCCUCGUGAUUACGUCGAGCUCAUUAAUCAGGCCAAAGAAGCAGUGGAAAUGGCUUUGAAGGAUGAGAAACAGUUAAUGGAAAUUGAGUUCCCAACAUCUGGUCUAGCAUCUGUGCCAGGUGAUGGUGAAGGAGCUACAGAAAUGACAGAAAGUAUAAAUAUGAUACGCGAGUUUUGUGACCGACUAUUAGCUCCUGAAAAGGCUCGAAGUACAAGAAUUUUCUUCCCGGAAGCAAAUGAAGUCAAAUUUGCUCAAAAGACAGUCUUUGGAGGAACUUACUUCAAGUUGGACUAUCUAACAAAACCAUCUCUUUUUGAGGAUUUUGGUUUCUUUGAGAGAGUAAAAAUGGCAGAUCGAGUGAAGCCAGAAGACGAACUGUUUCUUGUCGCAUACCCGUAUUUUAAUGUCAACGAGAUGCUUGUAGUGGAAGAGCUCUACAAGGAAGCUGUUGUGAACACUGACCGAAAACUAAUCAUCUUCAAUGGAGAACUUGACCGCAUACGAUCGGGUUGUAUCCUUUUUCUUCUCAUAAAUGAAACAAAGUAGAUUCUUUUUUCCAUUUGCAUCACAACUUGAGAGCCAAAUGAGAAAGCUGAAUCAAGAGAGAGAGACUCUUGUUUUCCUUAAAAGAAGACAAAACAAUAGACUAUCCAAAGUUCUUUUAUCCGAAACUGGCUGCACUUACCAAGACACUUCUUCCAAAGAUGGAGACAGUGUACUACAUCCACAAUUUCAAAGGACAGAAAGGAGGUGUACUUUUCAGAUGUUAUCCAGGUCCAUGGCAAGUACUGAGGAGAACAAGGAACAAAUACAUUUGUGUUCAUCAGCAAGAAUCCAUGCCUUCUCUUAAGGAAGUUGCCCUCGACAUUCUUGCGUCCGCUUGAGAUUUUUGUAUUGAAACUUUUUCAUGCAUCCACUUGUAAGUACAUGUCAAAAUUAAUUGUUUUGUGCUGAUAUGAGUUAUAGUGAUCCAUACUUUAUAUACAAUUCAUGCUUGUCAAGCUAAAAUUUGAGCAACUUCUUAAAAACUUUAA